Molecule: messenger RNA, 999 nt
Organism: Penicillium samsonianum
Lineage: Eukaryota; Fungi; Ascomycota; Eurotiomycetes; Eurotiales; Aspergillaceae
Product: S-adenosyl-L-methionine-dependent methyltransferase
Exons: 4
Coding region: 1-999 (332 amino acids)
Molecular function (GO): O-methyltransferase activity
Source: RefSeq, a predicted model, not a curated record
AUGACGCUGGCUACAAAGGAAUGCAGUACCAAGGCCGAUGUUUUGGCCACCGAUAUCCUCAACUGCACUCAGAGAUAUACAGAGAGACUUGCUGAUGGCGAGAGCGUUGCCGACGAGAUAUCUGGUAUCUCGCAACUUUGUCGAAAGCUUGAAGCGCUUGUGAAUCCCCCCGAGGCUUGGCUGAGUCAAGUCGCGGGGGCAUACCAUAACAGCAUUGCCAUCUGUUUAGCAUUGGACUUGAAAAUCCCGACGAUCCUUUUCGAUGCAGUAGAGGAGCAUGUAUCAAUUGAAAGGUUGGCCGUACUCUCUGGUGCUUCAACAUCUCUUCUUCCUUUUCAGACCAAUGAACCAUUUUAUCAGUACUACCGUUCUGUCGAUAAGAAGCGCGGUGCGCGUUUCGACAGCGCCAUGGAACGGUAUUUCCAAGGUUCUACCCAAAGACCCAUAGAGACAAUCUUCGAUUUCAACAGUCUAAAGCAUGAUGCCCUUGUGGUCGAUAUUGGUGGUGGAAGAGGCCACCACUCUAUCAGGAUUGCAGGUCAAAAUCCGCAGAUGUCGUUCAUCAUCCAGGACUAUGAGAAGAAACACUCCACUAUCAGUGAAAUGGACGCGAAUGUUUUGAAGCGGCUCGAUUGGCAAGCCCGCGACUUCCUAUCCGAACAGCCAGUCAAAGGCGCUAGUCUAUACUUCCUGAGCCAUAUCCUUAUGGAUCAACCCGAGAGGCAAAGUCGUGACAUUCUGGAUCGGAUCAUGGAUGUGAUGGCUCCAAAAGAGUCCAUCCUUCUUAUUGACGAUUUUCUCGAUCCAGGGAAAGAGGGCAUACUUUCUUCUAAAGCGAACAGCCUUAAUAUGCAUCUCAUAGCAAGUUUUGGACGACCUUUUCGAUCAAUGGAUGAAUGGAUGGAGUUAUUUUCGCAGGCUUCUAGCAAGCUAUCUAUCAUCCAAACUUUUAUAUUGGACGACGGCAGAGUGGUAUUUUCACUGGAAAAGGUUCCUUAA